Messenger RNA from Purpureocillium lilacinum, 483 nucleotides. Lineage: Eukaryota; Fungi; Ascomycota; Sordariomycetes; Hypocreales; Ophiocordycipitaceae. The record is from RefSeq and is a predicted model, not a curated record.
AUGUCGUCAACACCGCCGCGGACGCCGAUCCUAUGUUUCGGUGAAGGUUGGCUGGCGUUCACGUUGGCCAGGUCGUGCGUCUGUUGGCGUGUGUGUUCGUGUGGCAGCCAUCAUGAUCGAUGUUGGCGGAACGAGCUCAGCUCGCCGUGUGGUGCAGUGCAGAAAGCCGGCGUCGAGGAGCGAGCUGGCUCGCCUGGUGGUUGUGGGCGUGGGCGUCACGGCGUCGCGGGCCAUGGCGGUUGGCGUUGGACGGCAGUGGUGGGCACUGGGCGCACGGAGACACGGGGCGCCGUGAGGCAGGAGCGGUCGGGGCGCGUUCGGAUGACGAUGACGCCACCGGGCACCAGCGAGCAGCCGCGACCAACCUCGACGCCCGGCGCCGGCAAAACGAAAGUGGGCAUCCAUGGCAUCGCCAUGGACAUGGACAUGGACAUGGCAAGCACAGCCCACGGAGGCACAGCCCGGGCAGGCAGCGAACAAUAA